Sebastes umbrosus (honeycomb rockfish) is the source of this 1792-nucleotide messenger RNA. RefSeq names its product nanos homolog 3 (gene nanos3). The transcript has a single exon. Gene Ontology annotation, biological process: negative regulation of translation; oogenesis. Gene Ontology annotation, molecular function: mRNA binding; zinc ion binding. NCBI's taxonomy places the organism in Eukaryota, Metazoa, Chordata, Actinopteri, Perciformes, Sebastidae. The coding region runs from base 385 to 1122 and encodes 245 amino acids. The record is from RefSeq and is a predicted model, not a curated record. Gene Ontology annotation, cellular component: perinuclear region of cytoplasm.
AGUAAAAAUCUGAACACCUUCCUUUGCUUUUCCCCCAAAUUGAUUAUUUAUGAGAGACUUAAAUAUUAGAAACAAACCCCCCCAACAAAUUAAAAAAACGUGGCGCCUUCUUGGUGUGCAGACAGGUCAUGUCACUAUGCAUGAGGAGGCUCACUGAUGGGAUCACUCCUCUGAUGACCUGCACGCGUGGUGCAUGAGCUCCUGUGAUUGGCUGCUCUGAUUUCCCUGGAGGAGGAGGAGUGAGCGCGCCUCACUGCGUCUGAUCACCACUUGUACUCAAUUACCAAUUACCAACUUCAAAAACUUUGUGACGCGCGCUCGGCGCCGUGUGUCUGUGCUGUCUUUUUUUUUUACAUCGUUAUAACAACGUCAACAACUCAAACCAUGUCACUGGAAGGCAGAAAACAUUUGGCCGAGGAAGGAGCUAGAAUGAACGGCAUGGUUUGGGGACUCUAUCAUCAUCACCUGCCGCGCUUCAUGGAGUCUGACAGCAAAAGUUUCCAACCCUGGAGAGACUACAUAGGACUAUCGGACACAAUCAAAGAGAUGCUUGGCCGACACAACGCCAGUGAGUCUCCACUGCCGGCCUCCAAAGCUCCGCACCCAGAGCCUGCUGGUGACCUGUGCGAGGCACUCCAGUCCGUGCGCAUUAACGCAAACGUGUGCCAAAGUCUCUCACUCUCUGGUGAGUCUACCGGGCUGCCGGGCUCUCCUCUGGCUCCUCAACGCCCACCUGGUGACGGACUGUGGUUCGCUGCAAACCCCUUCCGCGCUGAUGAUGCUACACCAGACGCGGUGGACUUGAGGAAGCGAGUGGUGCCAAAACUAAAAGAGCGCAACAACAAAAGCGCUCGUUUCAAAACACCAUUGGACCCGCCGUUGUUGUUGUCCGCGUCGCCUCCUGAGCGCACCUUCUGCAGCUUCUGCAAGCACAACGGAGAGUCCGAGUUGGUGUGCGGCUCCCACAGGCUGAAGAACCAGGCCGGGGAUGUUUUGUGUCCUUAUCUGCGGCAGUAUGUGUGUCCUCUGUGCGGAGCCACGGGAGCCAAAGCUCACACCAAGCGCUUCUGUCCCAAAGUGGACAGCGCCUACAGCUCCGUGUACGCCAAGAGCAGACGCUGAGCCAACAGGUGGCAAUAAGACACAUAGGGCUGAAUCCUCCUUUAUUCAGUGUGGUUUUUGUUUAUUAGCACGUGUGUGGUUUGGUUUUCAUGUUGCAUGCUUUGGCACGUUUGCAGUGCAGCCUUCCUUCUAUGAUGCUGAUUGGAGUUAUUUUCCAGCUGGUCUUUCUGUGAGAGCGUACCUUUGGAUUUUGUUGAGUUCUUUCAACAACGACUGCCAGAUAUGAUGUUUGGGAGGAGAAAAAAAAAAGAUAUUUCAAAGAAAAAUGUUUGUUUUACAUAUUUUUAAAACGUGGCCACCUGCUGUCCAUAUUCAUAUAUCUCCUGUCCAUGCAUUAGAGGAUUAUUAUAACACUUAUCAAACCUUUUCUAAGACGUACAGUCAUCAGUGAUAACUUACUUACUAUACAGCAUAAUAGGCUUAACAUUAUGUGACCAUGUAAGCAUUUUAAAUUUUUUAAAAAUAUGAGUGACUUGUUCUUGUUCUGAGGUGUGGAGUAAAUACCUGUUCCUGCAUGAAGCAUAUUAUUUUAUUUUGAAUAUUGUAACUGUGGCUCUUCUAAAAAAAUGCCAUGUCAGCUCUUCUCACUUUGUGAAAAAGAAAUGUGUGUGAAAAAAAUCUGUGUGAAAUUAUUGUAUGCCCAAAUUUAUAAAUAUCUAAAUUGACAACA